Meyerozyma guilliermondii ATCC 6260 is the source of this 708-nucleotide messenger RNA. It is a transcript of the gene NOP15, whose product is annotated as rRNA-binding ribosome biosynthesis protein. Bases 1 to 708 code for a protein of 235 amino acids. Gene Ontology annotation, molecular function: RNA binding. Gene Ontology annotation, cellular component: nucleolus. The transcript has a single exon. The record is from RefSeq and is a predicted model, not a curated record. NCBI's taxonomy places the organism in Eukaryota, Fungi, Ascomycota, Pichiomycetes, Serinales, Debaryomycetaceae. Gene Ontology annotation, biological process: maturation of LSU-rRNA from tricistronic rRNA transcript (SSU-rRNA, 5.8S rRNA, LSU-rRNA).
AUGGCCAAAACUAGAAGUGCCGUAAAAGCUGCUACCAAAGAGCCCGAGCACGAUCUCCAGCUCCCACUGUCGAGUGAAGAGUCUGGAAGUGAAGGCGAACUGGAAGGGCUUUCCAGUGCUGAGGAAUCCGAAGACGAAAGCGAUGAGAAUGACGAAAACGAAAAUGAUAAAGAGUCAGUUAAAACCACCAAGAAUCCCUCUAAAACCGGAUCUCAUGUCGUAAACAUACAAAAGACCAGCAAUGUGGCACGAAAGACAGACAAAAGCAAAAACAAGAGAGGUGUCAUCUAUGUAGGUAGACUUCCACAUGGACUUUACGAAAAGGAAAUGCGUCAGUAUUUUGACCAAUUUGGUGAAAUUUCCAGAUUACGGAUAUCAAGAAACAAAAAGACGGGCAAGUCCAAGCAUUAUGGGUUCAUCGAGUUCCAAGAUAAGGAAGUUGCCAAGAUUGCAUGUGAGGCUAUGAACAACUAUUUGGUAUUUGGACACAUGUUGCAAGUGCAGAUGGUUGAAGAAGCCAAUGUUCACGAUGAGCUUUUCUCGGGCCACCACGUACAGUAUAAGCCAUUGCCCCACAAGCUGAUCAGCAGGCAUAGACAUGAUUCACCUAAGACCAAAGAUCAAUGGGAGAAGCUCGAAGCCAAGCAAAAGCAGCGGAAAGAGGCACGUAAGAAGAAGUUGGCAGCGGCGGGAAUUGAUUUUGAAUAG